This is a messenger RNA of Oncorhynchus mykiss (rainbow trout), 1685 nucleotides long. The record is from RefSeq and is a predicted model, not a curated record. Lineage: Eukaryota; Metazoa; Chordata; Actinopteri; Salmoniformes; Salmonidae.
UUACGUAGAGGGCGGAGUCCAGUGUUAUUGAGUGCACUCGUUUUCUACUCCCGCGCCCCCAAACGGUGGCGUUUGCUCUAGUUCGGUUGUCUUGCGAUAAGAAACACAAUCUGCCGCUGUCAACCGGUGUCGUGCCGAUAGAGGAGUUUGCGGAAUUAAAUGAUGAUUCCGAUUGAGAAGUCAUCUGUCAUGGACUGAGCGUUUGUGCUGGCUGCCUGGGCAGAGGAUCCCUGUUGCUAGGGAGACUUCACCACAGAGACAUGGCACUUGAGAGAGCAAAUAGAGGAGGGGCCAGAAGAAACCCUCACCUAGGGUAAACUACAGAGACAGGAGAGAGAAGAAGUGGAGAGAGGAGAGGUCCAUAGAGGAAGAAAGGACUGAGGGAAGAGAAGGAGAGUCUGUCAGUCUCAGGAUGGGUUAUGACCUGGAGAGGUUUGUGGGGUACGUGAACGAGGGGCUUCUGUGCUGUGUGUGUCGGGAUGUGUUGGAGCGCCCCCUCCAGGCCCCUUGUGAACAUGCCUACUGCGACGCCUGCAUCAGCUCCUGGCUCAUACACCACCACUCCUGCCCUGAGGACAGACUUCCACUGGACAUCAGCACUCUGAGACCACUGCACAGGUACAUGCGUAAUGACCUGUCCAGGCUCCAGAUCCGUUGUGUUAACUCUGGCCAGGGCUGUGAUGCCGUCUGCUGCCUGGAGACACUUCACACACACGAGGACGAGUGUCCAUUCACCUUCAUAUCCUGCUCCUCCACAGGUUGUCCGGUGCAGGUGGAGAGGAGGGGUCUAGAGUCUCACCUGUUAGAGUGUGAGUUCCGCAGCAGGGCGUGUCCUAGCGGCUGUGGCCACACCCUCCUCUCUGUAGACCAAUCACAGCACAACUGUGUUGCGGAGCUACGAACAGAAUUGGAGCUGCUUAGGGCAGAGAUGUUGGGUAAGGUGGAGGAGGUGAGGCGUGAGAUGGAGUCGAGGCUGGACUCUCAGAGGAGACACAUGGUGCAGAAAGAGUCUAUGCUGAAGAGCGAGGUGGAAGACCUCAAGGGCCAGGUGUCGAGGGUGAUGUGUGAUGUGCGGGCAGAGCGCCUGCGGAGACAGGAGCUGGCAGAAGCGGAGCUAGAGAAGAGGGAGCUACUGGAGAUGCUCCGGAGCCUGCAGCCAUGCAGGGGACAGCGGAACAGAGACGAGCCAAUCAGAGGACUGCAUCAAGAAGACAGGACAAUUAGGAGCCAGCUUCAAGUGGAACACCCAACCAGGGGCCUGCUGAGGGCAGGGCUAACACAAUCACUACCCUCGGCUUUGCCUACUCCAGCCUUAUACCUGCCUACCUCCCCACAGCCAGGGGAGGGGUCACGCAAGGCCCGCCCCCGCAGCCUUACCCUCGACUGCAUCAAGAGCAGAGAGGUCACCGUCAUCUGAGGGGCCAUUCCUAAUGUUACUGGGUUAUGUUCAGUACUGGGUUUGUACUGAGUACUGAGUACCGUCUCAAAACAUUUUUAUCUGGUGUGGCAUCCCCUGAACGCACCCUUGAUGAUUGGCAGAUACCUGUGACAUUGCUUCAACUCAGUGAAAACCAGCCUGCUGAGAUCCUAAAUAAAGUCUGCUGAAACACCUCUGAUCUCUGGUCCUCUUAAGGUACAAUAGUCUUACUCCAUCUACUCUAAUGGAUUGGAAUUAUAUACAGCUC